Messenger RNA from Penicillium griseofulvum, 1491 nucleotides. RefSeq lists its product as uncharacterized. The record is from RefSeq and is a predicted model, not a curated record. Bases 1 to 1491 code for a protein of 496 amino acids. The transcript has 2 exons. NCBI's taxonomy places the organism in Eukaryota, Fungi, Ascomycota, Eurotiomycetes, Eurotiales, Aspergillaceae.
AUGUGGUCUAAACGGCCGUUCCACAAGUCCAAGCGGCCCUCGAUAAGCGGCCCCAUAUUGGACAGCAAGCCACCCACCACAUCAGACCCCGUGCAUGAUUUGGUCGCAAAAAAGUUGCCCCCUCUACCUGACGACUUGCAUUCAUCGUUACAACCAGAUCCCGCCCAGCGCGAUGAUAUCAAUAGAUACUCAGACAUCUCGCCUGCUGUUUCUCCGAUUCUUGAAGCUCAUAGGCGGGGAAGCCAAAGUAGCUUCUGUGUCUCGCCCAUCGACAAUGAACACCAAUUUCCUCGUUAUGAGCGACAGGAGACUCGGGCUUCGUCAUCGCCAACUCCUGUUCCAAAGGAAUGCUAUGAUGAAACACCUUCUCACUCCCGAGUUCAGCCAGUCCAGCCAGUCCAGAAUUAUCAGGAGCCUACGCGAUUCAUCUCUGGAAAAUCGACACAAUGGGAGAACUUUGCUGGCGAACUGACCUCGAAUGAUGUCAGGGCUGGCCAGAUGUAUCCCCGCAACACUUCCUUCAACAAGACAUCUGCACCUCAUGCAUCCAAUCUGCUAAACUGGGGCCAGGGUUUCAAUCCCAAGAAGACCCUCAAUGCAGCUCGGCACCGGAUUAGCAGUUUCUCGAAGACUGAAGAUCUUGCGCAAAAGGAAGCCAGAAAUAAAUCGUCGUCACGUGUGUCUCCAGAGCGUUCCAGCAAGCGCAAUGAAAAGGGUGGGCUAAACGCGAAUCCACAGCUCGAUACCUUUGGGUUCACUCCUACAACUGUAACCACUAUCACCGCCGGUGGUCCAGUAUCGUUUCCCCGCAGACUAGCAACAGAUCACGCUCCAAUUCGCCCGCAAGAGGAGAGCAAAUUGACAUUCAAGUUCGAUGACGAUAUGAUGCUCACGAGCAAUGAACCUAGGAGUCGUUUCAGCGCAACUACAUACACAGCUACCGAACCCGGCAGUCUGGAUGCAAGCCCGCGGGGUAGUAUGCAGCUCCAAAGCCGGUCUACAGACGACGUAUCCACAUCCUCUAUCAUGUCCCGACGGCGCCCAAUUCCAAUCAGCGACCCAAUUUCGAAGAAGCAGCCCGUCUCCACGAAGCCCGUCCGAAAGCCCACUCCAUCUCAAGCCGCACAGCAGGGAGCGCAGAAUCCCGGGCAGCCAUCAUCGCCUUCACCUCCUCCGGAGGUACCACUAGAUGCGCAGGGCCGUGUUAAAGCAUUGGAGGCCAAGCGGGAUGAUCUUGAACAGCGCAGACUUAGUUUGGAGGCGUUGAUCGUUGACUUGAGGAAGGUCAUUCAGCCUACUUCGGCUGUGUAUGAUCUAGCUGCUAAAGCUGAGGCCCAGAAGAGCAUUAAGGCCAUCGAAGACGAGAUUGAUGAUCUCAAGAAAGAAUCACACGAUCUUGGUCUGAAGAUCUCUCGCGCUUGGCGUCGACUGGACGAAAACGAGAAUGCUGGUGAUGGAAAUAAUCUCUGGGUGAAGCGAGUCACGAGUUAG